Messenger RNA from Solanum lycopersicum (tomato), 2177 nucleotides. The record is from RefSeq and is a predicted model, not a curated record. Lineage: Eukaryota; Viridiplantae; Streptophyta; Magnoliopsida; Solanales; Solanaceae.
AGACCAUUUAUAGGGUUAGAUGACACCUUUUUAAGAGGCAAGUUCAAGGGAAUUUUAUUGGUCGCACUUGGUCAAGAUUCAAUGAAGCAUUUCUAUCCACUUGUUUGGGCAGUAGUUGACAGAGAAACUAUUAGAACAUGGAAAUGGUUCAUUGAGUUGCUGAGGAACUCAUUGAGGUUGGCAGAUGGUGAAGGAUUGACACUAAUGUCUGAUAUGCAAAAGGGCUUGAUUGGUGCUGUUAGUGCUUUGCUUCCAAAAGUACAACAUAGAUGGUGUGCAAAACACAUAGAAGCCAAUUGGUCUAAGUCUUGGAGUGGUGUACAGAUGAAGAAGAUGUUUUGGUGGUCUGCUUGGAGUACAUAUGGAGAGGAAUUUGAAGACCAAUUAAAGUCCAUGGGUUCUGUGUCUAAAAAAGCAGUCGAAGGUCUUUUAUGGUAUCCACCACAACAUUGGUGCAGGGCCUUUUUUGACACUGUCUGCAAAAACUACUCCUGUGAAAAUAAUUUUACUAAGUCUUUCAACAAAUGGAUUUUGGAAGCAAGGGCAAAACCAAUAAUCAAGAUGCUGGAAGACAUUAGAAUUAAGGUUAUGAAAAGGUUGAAAAAACAUGAAGAAGAGGGUAAGAAGUGGACGGAAGAGUAUAGUCCAUAUUCUGUGGAUCUGUAUCAUGAUUUCAGAAUGAUUGCUCAAGGUUUUCAAGUUGUUGCUAAUGGAGACUUAGGAUAUGAGGUGGUUGAGGGUGUAGAUAGACAUGUUGUGAAUCUUUCUAGAAAGAAGUGUACUUGUAGGACAUGGGAUUUGACAGGAAUACCAUGUCCUCAUGCUAUUAAAGCAUUAGAACAUGAUAAAAUAGAGCCACUAAAUGAGAUGCAUUGGUGGUAUUCUAAAGAAGCUUACUUGCUUGUAUACCAGCCUAAAAUUCAACCUGUUAGAGGUGAGAAAUUCUGGAAAAUUGAUCUUUCUCAAGCUAUGCAACCACCACAAAUUCAUAAAUUGGUUGGUAGACCAAAAUUAAAGAGAGUAAGGGAAAAAGAUGAGGCAAGAAAAAGGGAAGGAUUAUGGUCGAAAAGUAGAAAAGGAUUGCAAAUGACAUGUGGAAAUUGCAGUGCUGUAGGUCAUAAUCGAAGAAGAUGUCCCCUACUUCAAGAAGGAAGACAAGUUCUCCCAGAUGAACCAAUCUUGAUGCCAACUCUUGAAUUUGUUGCAUCUUCUAGUCGACAAACUAGCCAUCAAUCAAGUGAAGAAUUCAAUGAAGUUGCUGGUCCUUCAAAAUCAAAGAGAAAAAAUGUUUCAAAGGACAAAGUUGAUGCACUACCAAAGAGGUCUAAAAACGAUGGAAAAGAAAAAGUUACUGCACCUUUGAUUGCAAUUUUUGAUCAGGAUGAAGUUGAAGACAGUAUUGAAUCUGAGGAUGAGAAUACAAUCCUUGCACCUAGAGUGAUAUCUGAAGAAAAAACUAGACUUCAAAUGAAAAAGAUGCUACAACAACCAAUUGGUUUAAGAAUGAUUAGUUCUAAGGGUGAUGAAAAUGGUGUUGUUGUCCCUACUAAUUUACCAUACUCACCAAAAAAGCUAACUUGGAAAGGCAAAGCAUGUGUGACCUCAAGUCAGUUGAAAAAAGACAAGGAAAAAAAGAUUGGCAAGCUUAAGGCAAAGAGGGGCAAACAUUAGAAAGUAGUUGCUAAGUAUUGGUUUAAAGAGUUUUCAUUUAGUAUGUAAUGGCACAAUGAAACUUCUUAAACUGCUAUUUUUGGAGGGGCAAGCAUUACAAAUUAGAUUGAUAAUGUUUUGUGGGCUGAAAAUAUUUUGUGACUUGAAAAUUUUAUGAAUUCAUUCUAUUAUUUGGUGGCUUUGUGGAACUGUUGAAACUUUGUGGUUGUGGAACUGUUGCAGUUUUGUGGUCUGUGGAACUGUGGAACUUUGUGGUUAUGGAACUGUUGCAUAUGAUAAAUUGUGGCAAGUGAAUGUUUGACUCACAACUAUGCAUAUGAUACUGUCAGUGUGGCAAGUGAAUGUUUGACUCACAAUUAUCUCAUCCCUGCACUUUGAUUUUAUAGUACUUUUCUCCUAUAUUUUGGAAACCAUGUAAUUGAUUUUUCUUAGAAUGACCGGAAUUUGAAACUGCCUUGCACAUGCUGUGUUCUAUUUAUGAGACUACAUUAAAAACUUGCUUGGUG